GAUUAGAAGAGAAGACAAAAAGGUUGAUCUCUGGCUAACAACUGUGAUCGUUAUGGAAGAGCUGGUUUUCUCUUUCUCCAGUUGAGCUCCGAGAAAGAAAAUGGCGGAAACGAAACUGUCCAGCCCGGACGCGACGCUGUCAUUUUACUUCUUGCACUCUUUUGCAGCAACUCGAUGCCGUUUCGCUUCCUCUUCUACUUGCUGUGUCUCCUCUGUCACGCCCAAGCCCCCUCGGCUCCAGGUUGUCGCAUUUGCAGUCAAGAGAAGUCCAAAGCGCCUCAAGUACUCUACUACUCGCUUCACCAAGGAGAAUGAUUUGCUGUUUGUUGAAGUUGAUCCGUUGGGUUCAGAUAUUUGGAAAUUGGAACCAGUUAUUGACCUUCUGAAAAAGGGUGCUGUUGGGGUUAUUCCUACUGAUACAGUGUAUGCAAUAGCUUGUCAUUCAAAAAACCACUCAGCAGUUGAGCGUCUCCGCAGAAUCAAAGAUAUUGAGUCCUCAAAGCCUCUGAGCAUCUUAUGCAGUUCUUUGCGGGACAUAGACACUUAUACAACAGGAUUUCCUCGCGGUGAUGGCCAGGGUCAUGCAAAUAUUUUUCGAGCUGUGAAGCAUUGCUUACCUGGACCUUACACUUUUAUCUUGACUGCAAGCAAAGAAUUACCGAAACAAUGUGUAAGAUAUGGAACAACAACUGCCAAAUAUGCUUCAAGGAAAAAUGUUGGUGUUCGUAUACCUGGCGAUGCAAUCUGCCAAGCAAUUCUAGAGAAGAUGGAUGCACCAUUAAUAUGCACAAGUGUCAAAGGGCCAAAGGAAAAUGAAUGGAUGAUAGAUCCAGUUGUAAUAGCUGAUAUGUAUGGACCAGAGGGCCUUGAUUUUAUUGUUGAUGGCGGUAUAAGAAUAACUGAUCCAUCCACCAUAGUUGAUAUGACAGGGGCUUUUCCAAAAGUCAUACGGCUAGGGAAGGGGCCCAAAUUGCAGUGGAUGGUAGCAGAAGGUGAUAAUGAAUCUGCUAUGAUCGGAGAUGCCAUCACAUCUGGCAGCUAAAAGUUGUUUUUGUAUCUAUAUCUUAAUAGAUAUUUGUACAAAACCAUAGUUCAUCUGCUCCAAGGUUCUCUUGCAGUAUUCUUGGUUCAAAUAUCCGAAAUUAAACCUUUUUACCACCAUCCUUACUGAUAAAAUUGAGGGAAAUAUUUUGAAUGUUUGUAAAUAUAUGAGAAAAUUGGUUCGAAUCUCGUGUUGAUCGAGCUUGGAAUGGUUAAUAUGUUCACGUUAAAGGAGGCAUCAUUGUGGAGCUUGGGCUGAGCUUAAAGCUAUGUUUAUACACACAAAAAAUGGAUUUCCUUUGUAAAAUUUAUUUAGAAAUUGAAUAUUAGGACAGAAAAUUCAAACA
Carica papaya (papaya) is the source of this 1388-nucleotide messenger RNA. Its product is annotated as DHBP synthase RibB-like alpha/beta domain-containing protein. The record is from RefSeq and is a predicted model, not a curated record. Gene Ontology annotation, molecular function: double-stranded RNA binding. NCBI's taxonomy places the organism in Eukaryota, Viridiplantae, Streptophyta, Magnoliopsida, Brassicales, Caricaceae.